UACUCUAGUAUUUUGUUAAUUUGGUAGUAAUCCUACAAUUUUAAUUAAUAGGCGUUUUUAUUACAAAUUGUUUUAAUAUUUUAUAUAAAAUAUAGACACUAAGCUAAACAAAUUAAAAUUAUUUUAGUAAUUUAUAAUUUUUAAAAAUGCUAUAUUAUAACAUUGUAUUUGUUAUCUGUAUGGGAUCAGCCCUGAGUGUUGACAAUCACCAUGAAGUUGGUUCGGAUCAACAGCACAACCAAUUGCAUACUUUGGCCUCAAAUAUUUUGCAAAGUAUGCAAAAUGAGUAUAUACCAAGUGAUGCUUCUCAUACCGGUGCCCAUAAUGCGCCACUUCAUGUCAUCAAUAAUUUGGACAAAAAUGGUUUUUUGUCUGAAUUUGUAGACAAAACUAAAAAAAUAAAAGUUACGGUUGGAGUCAAAGGAGUUAAGUUUGUUUCAGUUGAAAGCAACGGCAAAGUAGUCAACAUUAGCGAAGCCUUUGGUGUCGGAGCCGCCGCUCUCUAUACUAUUGUUUCGGAUAAUAACUCGGAUGACGACUCAUAUAAUAGAUAUGUUAUGCAAGAAGAGACCGACCAAGAGAUUGAAACAAUAAUCAAACAGAUGGGCGACAACUAUGUCGAUAUUUUACCAGAAGCCGGACGUAAUGAAACAAAAAUAGUACUAGGUCAAAAAGCUAAAUUUACAAUUAAAAUUGAACCAAAACAUCAAAACAAGGGACCCAUUAAAGUAAAUGUAGAUCACGGCUAUGUUGCCGGUGCUAUAGUUAAUGUAACCAAAGGAUAUAAAAAUACCAAUUAAAAUAUAAUAAUCUGUAUAUAAUAUAUCAUACUAUAUAUAUAUAUAUAUUGAUUA
Messenger RNA from Oppia nitens, 854 nucleotides. RefSeq lists its product as uncharacterized. The record is from RefSeq and is a predicted model, not a curated record. NCBI's taxonomy places the organism in Eukaryota, Metazoa, Arthropoda, Arachnida, Sarcoptiformes, Oppiidae. Bases 147 to 800 code for a protein of 217 amino acids. The transcript is spliced from 3 exons.